AUGCUGUCAUCAGGGCACUCUUUAGUGCCAUCCAUUUUACGUCGCCUCCUUCUGGCCUCGGUUGUUGCUUUUAUCGGCCAUACACAUGCAAAAUUCCUGAAAGCGGAUCUCAAAUGGCCAGUCUUCUGGAAGCCUCACAAUGAACUUCAGCCAAGCCUCACCGACGUCCUCGCUCUUCGAGAACCAGACACCGAUCCUGUAUUCGAGAAGGCCAUGCACAUGGUGACCACUCUUGCCACGCAGUCGACCUGUCACCAAGCAGCAGCAGCUCAGUUGCUAGUCACAUGCAAAACUGUGGGAGCGAACAUGGCCCAGGAGGAUGGCAAACAUGAGCUGCUAGAAAGAGCCAAGUCAGUCUACGCAGUGCGGGUGGCUGUUUGUGAGACUGGCGAAGGUCGAGCAGAAGUUCCAUCGGCGUGCAAAUCCAUCCUCACCAUUCCCCAGCGGCUUGAUCAUGAGAUAGACGUGGUCAGCAGCCGAACUGUGGCUCCUUGUCUCGGAGCGUUGAUGGAGGAACACUAUUACUGGACAAGCUAUAGCAACAACAAGCAAGACGCCAAUACGUUGUGUCAAGCGAGUACCCUGGAAUCUACGAGGCUGGAGGCGCUUCAUUCUUACCAGAAGCUCGCGGAACUUCUCCCUGAAUUUCGGAUUGCGCUCAGUUCCACUCGGUCUCAGUGGUUGGACUUCCUAAGACAGCAGAAGGAAGAGGUUCAGCAUGUGCACAAGCUUCAGCGCCAAUAUCGUGAUGGACUUCAAGCACAGCAGAAAGUCGAGCUUGGUUCGUUUCGUGAAUCCAUGAAAGUCGCCAAGAAUGGCCUACUUGAUAUUUCUGAAGGCCUACAUCAGGCACUGGCGAGCACUGACUCUGACAUUUCACAAGCUCGCGAGGCUCUCCGAGGUGUCCUGGCCGAUUUCACAGGCUUGAAAAUGUUGCUGCAAGAGACGGCCGCCAAAACGAGUGAAAACAACGCGGAAUUGGUUGCUUCUCAAACACGAGAUAUUGCCAAUGUCCACGAUCUGGCUCUGUCAGCGACUCGAGCGCUGGAGAAUGUACAUGUAGAGGCAUUUGCCGAGGAUGUCCACGGACUCGUUCAUCAGCUAAAGACCAAUCUCGACCAGAUGGCCGGUAUCCAGUCCAUGCAGCUAGACGAUACGCUGCAUCACUUCGAGCUCAGCAAGGAGUUGUCCUCGGCCCAGGAAGCAAACCUCGUUCUGGGACAGCGGAUCAAGGAUUCCGCUGGUUCUAUAGCAUCCGAGCUCGAAAAUGCGCAUACUGCUGCCGGACGGGUGUCCACCAAGCUUGACAGAGUCAACCAGGCAUUGGCGCAUAUCGAAGCAGCAACUGCUUCUCUCGGCACCUUUUUCGCCAUCAUUACCAUACCGUGUCAAAUGGUCGGACGCCUCCACCUUAGGCUGCUUGCACUUUUCGCGGCACCGGCUUCAAUGCUGCUGUUCUGGAAGCCGAUGAAAUAUUCUUGCACCGUGAUGGCCACUUAUACCUUCCUUGAGACCAUGAUAUCAUUGGCUCACGAAAAUCGAGUCACGGCGUCGACAGCUCUGGCGCGCCUCGGCCACCAUUCUCGAGCUAUAACACAAUCUGGAACGAUCGCCUUCCACAACAGCGUGGUUGUCGUUGUGGCCGCGAUUGUGACCAUCUUCUGCUGCUACUGUCUGCUUGCUAUACGGACUCGACCGAAGCAGAAAUCGAGACCAAAACCAAAACCAAUACAUUCUUUGACUUUCAAAUCUAUCCAGAGGCUUGACGAGUUAACGGCUUCAGAACGGAACUAUGACAUUUACAGACUGCGGCAUGGCAAAAGGCAAUGGCGACUGGCGGACAAAGUCCCUCGCGCGGCCACUGUCUGCUAG
Molecule: messenger RNA, 1872 nt
Organism: Cladophialophora yegresii CBS 114405
Lineage: Eukaryota; Fungi; Ascomycota; Eurotiomycetes; Chaetothyriales; Herpotrichiellaceae
Exons: 5
Coding region: 1-1872 (623 amino acids)
Biological process (GO): nuclear membrane fusion involved in karyogamy; karyogamy involved in conjugation with cellular fusion
Cellular component (GO): endoplasmic reticulum membrane
Source: RefSeq, a predicted model, not a curated record